Molecule: messenger RNA, 1455 nt
Organism: Drosophila persimilis
Lineage: Eukaryota; Metazoa; Arthropoda; Insecta; Diptera; Drosophilidae
Product: retinoid-inducible serine carboxypeptidase
Exons: 4
Coding region: 74-1411 (445 amino acids)
Biological process (GO): proteolysis
Molecular function (GO): serine-type carboxypeptidase activity
Source: RefSeq, a predicted model, not a curated record
CUGCCAAGCGAUCGGUUGGGCUUCAAAGAUACUUCAAACUUCGAGCUAAAGAGAAAACUAGUGCAGCUCAACCAUGGCUCGUCUUCUUAUCACCGCUGUCGCGCUUUGUCUGGCGCUCUUCAGCUGCGGCUCUGUCAACGCCCGUCAAGGAUAUGGACCCGGAGAACAGGAUUGGGGAUUCAUUGAUGUGCGAACGGGUGCCCAUAUGUUCUACUGGCUCUACUACACCACGGCCAAUGUAUCCAACUACACGGAACGUCCCCUGGCCAUUUGGCUGCAAGGCGGACCGGGUGCCUCGUCCACGGGCUAUGGCAACUUCGAGGAGCUGGGACCACUGAAGCUUGACGGCAGCUACCGCGAUUGGAACUGGGCCAAGGACAUGAAUGUGAUGUUCAUAGACAAUCCCGUGGGUAGCGGCUUCAGCUACGUCGACAGCUCAGCGUACUAUACGACGACGAACAAGCAGAUCGCCCUGGAUCUGGUGGAGCUGAUGAAGGGCUUUUAUGAGAAUCAUCCGGAGUUCAAGGCGGUGCCUCUGCACAUCUUCUGCGAGAGCUACGGCGGAAAGAUGGCCCCUGAGUUCGCCCUGGAGUUGUACUAUGCCAUCCAGCGGGGUGAGAUCGAGAGCAACUUGGUGUCGGUCGGAUUAGGUGAUCCGUGGACAUCGCCAAUCGAUUCCGUCCUCUCCUGGGCUCCGUUCCUCCUUCAGCUGGGCAUUGUUGACCAGGAUGGCCAUGACAAGAUCGCGGCUUCUGCCUCAUCGACCAAGAAAUAUGUAGACCGGGAGAUGUGGACCCUGGCCACACUUCAGUGGAGCUCCACGCAGUCGGUGGUGCUUCGUGAGUCGAAGGGCGUCGACUUCUACAAUGUGGAGACACCGACACUUGGCGAUCAGUAUGUUCUAAGGUCGUUGGCUAUGAGUCAAGAGGAGCUCAUGUACCGCACCUUGGUGCACUACGACAUUGACGAGGAUCGGGACAAGCUUCUUCAGGAGUUGAUGCAGGGCCCCGUUACCAAGGCCCUCAACAUCACCACCGGGGUCAAGUGGGGCGCACAGAGCAGCGCAACCUUCUCCGCUCUAAUGGGUGAUUUCAUGAAGCCUGCCGUCCACAUUGUGGGUGAACUGCUGAGCAACACCACCGUCAGGGUGGGUGUGUUCUCCGGCGGCCUGGACCUGAUCUGUGCCACCCCAGGCGCUAUCAACUGGAUUGCCGACAUGGAGUGGACGGACAAGGCGGCCUACCUGGCUGCUCCCCGCGUAGGCAUCACCGUGGACCGUGUCCUCGAGGGCUAUGAGAAGACGGCCGGCAACUUCAGCAUGUUCUGGGUGAACCGGGCCGGACACAUGGUGCCCGCCGAUAACCCGGCUGCCAUGUCCUACGUUUUGCGUAAAUUUACCAACUUUGGUUAGCCAUUUAGUGAGCGUGUGUCAAUAAAAACAACGAUUAUAUCAGA